Messenger RNA from Penicillium nucicola, 720 nucleotides. Its product is annotated as Ty1/Copia family ribonuclease HI. The coding region runs from base 1 to 720 and encodes 239 amino acids. The record is from RefSeq and is a predicted model, not a curated record. The transcript is spliced from 6 exons. NCBI's taxonomy places the organism in Eukaryota, Fungi, Ascomycota, Eurotiomycetes, Eurotiales, Aspergillaceae.
AUGGUUCCUAAAUAUACGUAUUAUUCGGGACCGAUAGGCGAAGAAAAUAUGGCUUUGCUAAGACAGCUAUCUCACAAGCGUAGCAACUCGCUACAACCUCAUAGACCGACCCCCUAUGCUAACCCUACUGCCAAUCGAAGACCUAAAGCCGUACAAAGGUAUCGCAAGUGCCAAAAGGUCGGAUCAAUAGGAUACGCUACUACGAUCACCCGGGCCGACGCCGCCAAAGCAACUACCGUCGAUCGAGCUAUCACCUACCUUUACACUACCCGAUACCUAGCAAUCGAGUAUAACGCGGAGGUAGACAUAGACUCGGUACAGCUAGCAAGCGAUACAUCGUACGGUGAUCAUACAGAUAGGAAAAGCUCUACAGGGUAUAUCUGCCAGGUCUACGCCACUAAGCAGCGGACGGUAACGACUUCAACCACCGAGGCAGAGCUUCUCGGUCUAUCUAAAGCCGGCAAGCAACUCCAAUACCGAGUGGGUUUCGAGGCAUCACACGACUUCACUAUCGAGUGCGAUAAUGAGAGAACUAUUACUCUAAUCACCGCCGACGAUACUAGCUUCGACACGAAGCUUAGGCACAUAGGAAGUGAAGGCGGGACGCGUCGCUGUACGCUAGGUCCCAACAGCAAAAAUGGUCGCCGAUGGCUUGACGAAGCUGCUCUCCCGACAGAAGCAUACCAGCUUCGUCAAGCUACUGAGAAUGGUCGAAAUUGA